Messenger RNA from Lodderomyces theae, 1926 nucleotides. RefSeq names its product DEAD-box ATP-dependent RNA helicase (gene DED1). Gene Ontology annotation, cellular component: nucleus. The transcript has a single exon. Bases 1 to 1926 code for a protein of 641 amino acids. Gene Ontology annotation, molecular function: ATP binding; RNA binding; RNA helicase activity. The record is from RefSeq and is a predicted model, not a curated record. Lineage: Eukaryota; Fungi; Ascomycota; Pichiomycetes; Serinales; Debaryomycetaceae.
AUGUCUGACAUUAGUCAACAAAUGGGCAACUUGAGUGUUCAAGAAAACGGAAGCAACGGUCAGUACCAACCAAGACAGAAUGGCCGUAGACAAUAUGUGCCACCACAUUUGAGAAGCAGAUCUGGCCAACCACAAGCAAACGGUGGUUCUGACGACAUUCCUUUUGGUGGAUCUCGUCGUAACGGAUACGACAGCAGAGGUGGUUUCUCCUCCAGAGGUAACGGAUUUGGAUUUGGUGGCUCAAGAGGUGGUUCAAGAGGUGGUGCUGGAUUUGGAAGUGGAGGUAGAUACCAAAGACAGGUUCCAGGUGUGGGUAAGUGGGUUGACGGUAAACACGUUCCAGCACCACGCAAUGAUAGAUUGGAAAUCGAAUUGUUUGGUGUUCCAGAGGAAGAAAGUGCUCAAUCAUCAGGUAUCAACUUUGACAAUUACGACGACAUUCCAGUUGAAGCUAGUGGUGACAAUGUUCCUGAACCAAUCACUGCAUUCACUGCACCACCAUUGGAUGAGUUAUUGGUUGAAAACAUCAAAUUGUCAAAAUUCACCAAACCAACUCCGGUUCAAAAGUACUCUGUUCCAAUUGUUGCUGGCGGUAGAGACUUGAUGGCUUGUGCCCAAACCGGUUCCGGUAAGACUGGUGGUUUCCUUUUCCCAGUUUUGUCUGAAUCUUAUGCAAAUGGCCCUGCUCCAGUUCCUGAAUCAACUGGAACUUUUUCAUCCCACAAGGCCUACCCAACUGUUCUUGUCAUGGCUCCAACCAGAGAAUUGGUCUCUCAAAUUUAUGAUGAGAGUAAAAAGUUUGCUUACAGAUCAUGGGUCCGUCCUUGUGUUGUUUACGGUGGUGCUGAUAUUGGAAACCAAAUUAGACAAUUGGACAGAGGAUGCGACUUGUUGGUUGCUACUCCUGGACGUCUUAAGGACUUGCUCGAAAGAGGAAGAGUUUCUCUUUCCAACAUCAAGUACUUGGUUUUGGAUGAAGCUGAUAGAAUGUUGGAUAUGGGUUUUGAGCCUCAAAUUAGACAAAUUGUUCAAGAAUGUGAUAUGCCAAGCGUUGAAAAUAGACAAACUUUGAUGUUUUCGGCCACCUUCCCCAGAGACAUUCAAAUGUUGGCUCGUGAUUUUUUGAAAAACUAUAUUUUCCUUUCUGUUGGUAGAGUUGGUUCUACCUCAGAGAACAUCACCCAAAAGGUUUUGUACGUUGAAGACGACGAGAAAAAGUCAGUUAUUUUGGACAUGUUGAACGCCAACAGUUCUGGUUUGACCAUUGUUUUCACUGAAACUAAGAGAAUGGCCGACAACUUGGCUGAUUUCUUGUAUGACCAGGGGUUCCCUGCUACUGCCAUUCACGGUGACAGAUCUCAAUAUGAAAGAGAAAAGGCCCUUGCUGCUUUUAAGAGCGGAAAAGCACCAAUUUUGGUGGCUACUGCUGUUGCAGCCAGAGGAUUGGAUAUUCCAAACGUUUCUCACGUUAUCAACUACGACUUGCCAGGUGAUAUCGAUGAUUACGUUCAUAGAAUCGGUCGUACUGGUCGUGCCGGUAACGUUGGUAUUGCUACCGCUUUCUUUAACAGAAACAACAAAAACAUCGCCAAGGAAAUGAUUGAUUUGUUGGCCGAAGCCAACCAAGAAGUUCCUGAUUUCUUGACCAAGAUUUCAAGAGAAUCAGCAUUUGGUAGAGGUGGUCGCGGAUCCUCUCGUGGUGGUGGAUACGGAGGCUCCCGUGGUGGAGCCACCAGAGAUUUCAGAAGAUCGGGUGGUGGCGGCCAUUCAAGUUCCGGAUGGGGCAGCAGCGCCGGCAGUGGCUGGGGAAGUUCAGGAAACAGUGGUGGUUGGGGCAAUUCGAAUGGUUCCAGUGGAGGUUACGGCUCACGCUCAAAUUUCAACUCAAGCUAUGGUAACCCAUCGGGUUCUAACUCAUGGUGGUAA